Molecule: messenger RNA, 1653 nt
Organism: Anopheles nili
Lineage: Eukaryota; Metazoa; Arthropoda; Insecta; Diptera; Culicidae
Product: isocitrate dehydrogenase [NADP], mitochondrial-like
Exons: 6
Coding region: 260-1597 (445 amino acids)
Biological process (GO): isocitrate metabolic process
Cellular component (GO): mitochondrion
Molecular function (GO): NAD binding; isocitrate dehydrogenase (NADP+) activity; magnesium ion binding
Source: RefSeq, a predicted model, not a curated record
CAAGUAACAUCAGCUUUGCGCCGUCGUCGUCGUCACCGUGAACCCGUGUGCCGGUAAAGUGUUCUUGUCUCGCUUUCACCACCCACCCAAACACGUUUACGGUUCGGCUUCUUCCGGUUCCGGUGCACGCGCAGUAACAACGCAUCCAGCAACCGGUUGGCGGGUCAACGGGUAAUUUGUGUGUUUUUGUUUAUCGCCGCUGCUGUCAAAACGCUCAGUGUGGUUUCGAGCAUCGUGCGUAAUCCCGAACGAAACGACCAUGGCACGUCUUCUCGCUCGCUUCUGCAAGGCACUUCCAGUGCAGGGGAACGCUCCCAGGACACUUCUGCCGGCGGUAUCGAUCGUACCGGCGCGAGCCCGCAGCACCGACACCCGUAUCCAGGCCGUUAAGCCCGUCGUCGAGAUGGACGGUGACGAGAUGACCCGCAUCAUUUGGCAGUUCAUCAAGGACAAGCUGAUCUUUCCGUACGUGAAGGUGGAAGCGCUUUACUACGAUCUGGGUCUUCCGUAUCGCGAUCAGACAAACGAUCAGGUCACGAUCGAUGCAGCACACGCGAUGCUGAAGCACAACGUUGGCAUCAAGUGUGCGACGAUCACGCCGGACGAACAGCGCGUGGAGGAGUUUAAGCUGAAGAAAAUGUGGCUCAGCCCAAACGGAACCAUCCGUAACAUCCUCGGAGGUACGGUGUUCCGUGAGCCAAUCAUCUGCAGCAACAUCCCGCGCAUCGUGCCCGGCUGGACGAAACCGAUCGUGAUUGGCCGUCACGCGCACGGUGACCAGUACAAGGCACAAGAUUACGUCGUCCGCAAACCGGGCACGGUCAAGCUGGUGUACAAUGGCGAGGACGGUACGGUGGAGGAGAUCGAAUUGUACAAAUACAAGGCACCCGGUGUCGCGUUGGCCAUGUACAACACGGACGAAUCGAUUGAAGCGUUCGCCCACUCGUCAUUCCAGGUGGCGCUCAGCAAGCGCUGGCCGCUGUACCUGUCCACCAAGAACACGAUCCUGAAGCGGUACGACGGUCGCUUUAAGGACAUCUUCCAGGAGAUUUAUGAAAAGAACUACAAGAAGCAGUAUGAGGAAGCCAAGAUUUGGUACGAGCACCGGUUGAUCGAUGAUAUGGUAGCGCAAGCGCUGAAAUCUUCCGGCGAGUUCGUGUGGGCCUGCAAAAACUACGACGGUGACGUGCAGUCGGACAUCGUGGCGCAGGGCUACGGAUCGCUUGGGCUCAUGACGUCGGUGCUGGUGUGUCCGGACGGAAAAACGCUCGAAUCGGAAGCCGCCCACGGAACCGUCACGCGUCAUUAUCGUGAACACCAGAAAGGCCGUCCCACCUCCACCAACCCGAUCGCAUCGAUCUUCGCGUGGACCCGCGGUCUUGAGCACCGUGCGAAGCUGGACAACACCCCGGAAUUGGCGCGAUUUGCCCUGGCGCUCGAGAAGGCCUGCGUCGACACUGUGGAAUCGGGUAAGAUGACCAAGGAUUUGGCGCUGUGCAUCCACGGUUCGCGCAACCUCAAGGAUAGCAUGUACCUGAACACCCAGGACUUCCUGGAAGCCAUCUCCGAGCAGCUGGAACGCACGUGGAAAAAGUAAACUCUACCACUGGCAACUACACUCUUGCAUUUUUGUACCAUAUAAAAAACAAUGAU